Messenger RNA from Acyrthosiphon pisum (pea aphid), 1049 nucleotides. RefSeq names its product kappaPI-actitoxin-Avd3b. The transcript is spliced from 3 exons. Lineage: Eukaryota; Metazoa; Arthropoda; Insecta; Hemiptera; Aphididae. The coding region runs from base 410 to 694 and encodes 94 amino acids. The record is from RefSeq and is a predicted model, not a curated record. Gene Ontology annotation, molecular function: serine-type endopeptidase inhibitor activity.
GUCCCCCACCUCGACGGCGAACUAUAUGUACCGCAAAUGCAAUACCGUCAGUGAUCCAUUUGCAUUGAAGGUACCUACCGUAAAAAACCGACCGAAUAUUAAAUUUAUUAUUGUGUGUAUAAAACAAUUGCAACUCAAUACGGCGACGACGACGAUAUCGUAUAACUGUUAUAUAUUGAUAUUAUUGCAGUAUCGCACGCGAUUCAACAUCGGCGGACCACCGUCUUCCACCCGAAUAUAAUAAUAUUAUUAUUUUUCACAAAUUAUUAGGCGGAUUUCAAACAAAUUGUCGUGUCCGCUUGGCCACUACUACUUCACAGACCGUGUCGGUAAUAUUAUACACACGCACACGUACUGCACACAUUACGCACAGACGACGAGGCGCAUACGACUCACCGCUAUUGAUAUAAUGGACCUGAGGAGCCGUAACAAUAGUUAUUUGGUUAUCGCGUGCACGCUGGCCUUGGGUAUCCUCAUCUGUAUGCCCGUCACUGCUAACCUAACCAGAGAUCGCUGUUUCUUGCCACCAGACGAAGGCAAUUGUGGAAAUCGAUUGACUUUGAGAGUAAAAUACUACUUUGACUCAGCUAAUGACGACUGCUCAGAAUUCAUUUACUUCGGUUGUGGUGGCAACAAUAAUCGAUUUGACACAUUCGAAGAAUGCGAAAACGUAUGCAUAUUCUAUGGGUUUUAAAAUAAGCCAUCUUAGAAUUGGAUCUUCUGUGUUGGCAGCCGACGUUUUACAAUUAUUGUCAAUGAAUGUUACAUAUACAUGGACGGGGAAAAUAUCAAGACAUUAUGUUUUAAAAUAUUGGGAAGAGUGAUGUGUAUAAUAAUAUCUUAGCAUAAUUAAAUUUAAGAUGUAAUAAAUUGUAGUAUCUAUUAUUAAUAGUGAUUUAAGUUGCAAUCAUUUUUGUAUUAAAUAUUAUCACAAAAUCCUAUUUUGUAAAUGUUUAAAUCUGAAUAAUCUUUUAAAUUUGUAUUUGUAUAAAAUGUACUACCUACUUGGAAAAUAAACGAAUAGAAAUAUUUGACUUGAUAUUAUGUAA